Molecule: messenger RNA, 2780 nt
Organism: Musa acuminata AAA Group (dessert banana)
Lineage: Eukaryota; Viridiplantae; Streptophyta; Magnoliopsida; Zingiberales; Musaceae
Product: serine/threonine-protein kinase CTR1-like
Exons: 15
Coding region: 199-2598 (799 amino acids)
Biological process (GO): signal transduction; protein phosphorylation
Cellular component (GO): cytoplasm
Molecular function (GO): protein kinase activity; ATP binding
Source: RefSeq, a predicted model, not a curated record
GCCCUCAGAGAGAGAGACGAUCGGCUCUCUCCAGCCUCCGGGUCUCAGAAUCGACGGAAGCUCCUCGACGCCGGCCCUACCAACCUCCGCCACCGCCCCCGAAGACAAACAAAUCCACUGAAAACAACAAGAUGAAUAUAAUCGAGUGAAGUCAGCCUCCAAUCUUUCCCUUCCGUUCCCCGUCUUUACCUUUUGGGGAUGGACAUGGCCGGGAGGCGAUCCAACUACUCCCUCCUCAGCCAGUCCCCCGACGACUCUUCGCCACCGCCCACCGACAAGGCCCGCGCCCGCGCCUCCCCCUUCGACUGGUCGAUCGCCCCCGCCGUCGCGCCGCUGCAGCGGCAGUCCAGCGGCAGCAGCUACGGGGAGAGCUCCCUCUCCGGCGGGGACUUCUACGUGCCCGCCACGAUCUCCUCCGCGACCGUAGACGCGGACGCUUUCAGCCGAAUGGCGGCCCGGACGUCUGCCGGAGGGGGCGAGGGCCGGACGACGGACGGAGCCGUGGCGGAGGCGUCGUCGUUGUUGUCGGCCAAGAGCUGGGCGCAGCAGGCCGAGGAGACGUACCAGCUCCAGCUCGCCCUGGCGCUUCGGCUCUGCUCCGAGGCGGCGUGCGCGGACGACCCCAAUUUCUUGGACGCUUUGGAUCAAACAGUGCUUCCGGAUCGCGUCUCUCCCACGUCCAUCUCCCAUCGCUUCUGGGUAAAUGGAUGCCUAUCAUACCAUGACAAAAUUCCGGAUGGCUUUUAUCUGAUUCAGGGAAUGGAUCCAUUUGUAUGGACUCUAUGUACUGAUGUGGAAGAAGAGAAUCGGAUUCCAUCAGUUGAGUCACUGAAAACUGUUCACCCCUGUGAUUCAUCGAUUGAAGUGGCUCUUGUAGAUAGACAAUAUGAUCCCGAUCUAAGGCAGUUACAAAAUGUGGCAGCUGGCCUUUCAUGCAGCUGUGCCACACCGAAAGAUAUGGUGGAUCAGCUAGCAAACCUUGUCUGCUCCCACAUGGGAGGUACAGCUUUUAAUGAAGAGGAUCUUCUUCAUCGCUGGAAAGAGUGCAGUGAAGCUCUCAAGGCUACUUCAGGUUCUGUUGUGCUUCCAAUUGGGAAGCUAUCAGUUGGUCUCUGCAGGCAUCGUGCAUUGCUUUUUAAGAUGUUGGCAGACACAAUUAAUUUGCCAUGUCGAGUUGCCAAAGGCUGCAAAUAUUGCAAAACUGGUGAUGCUUCCUCAUGUUUGGUGCGCUUUGGUCUUGAAAGGGAAUAUUUAGUUGAUUUGAUUAGGAACCCAGGAAAUCUGUGUGAACCUGAUUCUUUGCUGAAUGGACCGUAUUCCAUUUCAAUAUCUUCACCUUUGCGUCCUCCAAAAGCCAAAUCAACCGAGGUAACUGUGAAUUUUAGAACCUUGGCCAAGCAAUAUCUUCUGGACUGUCAAUCACUUAAUCUCUUCUUCAAUGACGCUUCAGCAGGUGCUGUUGUUGCUCAAGGAGAUGUUGUGGACUUAUCUUCCUCUAGGCCUUUGGAUGAGAAGUCUGUAGAGGUGAUAUCUUCACCACUAGAAGCUACUGGAGCUGAACUUUGUGAGCUACCUCUGCCUCACAUUCAAAAGGUUGCUCGGCCAGAGCCAUCAAAAGCUGGACAUAAAGAUGUUCUCCAUAUCAUUCCUCCUGAUCCAAAGGCUGAUAAAAAGGAUUUCAGGCUUAUAAAGGAUUCUAAACAGGGGCAUAAUAGACCUAACAAUGAGAUAAGCCUUGCCAUAGAUGACUUAAAUAUUCCAUGGAGUGAACUGGUCCUGAAGGAGAGGAUAGGAGCAGGUUCUUUUGGAACUGUCCAUCGUGCUGAAUGGCAUGGUUCGGAUGUUGCUGUCAAGAUACUUAUGGAACAAGAUCUCCAUCCUGAGCGCUUAAAAGAGUUCUUAAGAGAGGUUGCUAUAAUGAAAAGCCUAAGGCAUCCUAAUAUAGUUUUGUUCAUGGGUGCUGUUACCGAGCCACGGAACCUAUCUAUUGUCACUGAAUAUUUGUCAAGAGGCAGCUUGUAUCGGCUUUUGCAUAGAAAUGGCGCAAGGGAAGUUCUAGAUGAGAGGCGUAGAUUAAGUAUGGCAUUUGAUGUGGCAAAGGGAAUGAAUUAUCUUCACAAACGCAAUCCUCCUAUCGUUCAUCGAGAUUUGAAGUCUCCAAAUCUUCUCGUUGACAAAAAGUACACAGUGAAAGUCUGUGAUUUUGGUCUUUCAAGACUGAAGGCAAACACAUUUCUCUCAUCUAAGUCUCUUGCAGGAACCCCUGAGUGGAUGGCACCGGAAGUACUUCGAGAUGAACCAUCAAACGAGAAGUCUGAUGUUUACAGCUUUGGCGUGAUUUUGUGGGAGCUUAUGACAUUGCAACAACCAUGGAGUAAUUUAAAUCCUGCUCAGGUGGUUGCUGCGGUUGGUUUUAAAGGAAGAUGGCUUGAGAUUCCAAGUGAUGUAAAUCCACAGGUGGCUGCUAUAAUUGAGUCCUGUUGGGCCAAUGAGCCAUGGAAAAGACCGGCUUUUUCUAGUAUCAUGGACUCCUUGAAAUCUCUGCUCAAGCCUCUGCCACCUCAACCAUUACAUACUGAUAUGCCGAAUGCCCAAUAGGAGGCUAGUUGCAUAUUUUUUGAAACGGCUGGUGUACUUUUUGUGAUCCUACAUGUACAUAAGUCUGCUCCAAUUGUAUCAAUUACAGGUGAUCGUGCAUUUGCAUUCAACAAAAUUUGAAUUAGCGUCUUUACUCUUUAGUUUAAAGUUAAAAUCUAUUUCAUGUUUUACAACAGAUAUAA